GCUUAGAGGCUUAGUCUCGACAAGAAUUUUAAAAAACCCUCACGACUUUGCUUGGUAGCUACGGCGGUCGGAUUCACGAGUUACAACUCACGACUACAACCUCGGCGCCGCAACUUCAUUCAGGUUAGGAUGAUGAGAAGUAAAACCCCAUGGAAAAUUAAAACCCCACAGAAAGGAAGAAUCAGAAGGGAGCUUGAAAAACGUGCUCCCAAACUGGUUGAAACUGGGAAAAAGACAUUGAUAUUACAUGGUACAAAAACAAGCCAAGUGUUGAAUGAGGUGAUGACUGAAAUUUAUCAUUUGAAGAGGGAUAAUUCUGUUAAAUAUACCCGGAAGAAUGAUAACGUUAGACCAUUUGAGAGCGGGGGCGAGGCUUCUUUGGAGUUUUUCUCUCUUAAGACAGAUUGCAGCCUUUUUGUGUAUGGUUCUCACUCCAAGAAGCGGCCUAACAAUCUUGUUAUUGGGCGAACCUAUGAUCACCAUGUUUACGAUCUUGUAGAGGUAGGAGUGGAAGAGUUCAAAAGCAUGAAGUCAUUCAAAUAUGAUAAGAAUUUGGCUCCUAAAAUAGGGUCAAAGCCCUUUUUUACCUUUAUUGGAGAAGGAUUUGAGAGUGUUGAAGAGUUGAAACAUUUAAAAGAAGUUUUGCUUGAUCUAUUCCAUGGCGAGGUUGUGACCAACUUGAACCUUGCUGGGUUAGAUCGUGUAUAUGUAUGUACAGCUGUGUCGCCAAAAAAGGUUUUCUUGACCCAUUGUGCACUGCGGUUAAAAAAAUCUGGCACAGUAGUUCCAAGAAUAGAAUUAGUGGAGGUUGGCCCGUCCAUGGACUUAGUAGUUCGGCGACAUCGUCUCCCUGAUGACAGUUUGAAGAAAGAAGCUAUGAGAACUUCUCUUGAUAAAGCAAAGAAGAAGGAGAAAAAUGUUGUCAAAGAUGCCAUUCAAGGAAAAUACGGGAAGAUUUACAUUCCUGAUCAGAAGGUUGGAAGUGUGGCACUGCCUCACAAAGCAAAAGGAGUUAAAAGGGAGCGUAGAGAAGCUAAGUUGAAAAAUGUGACAGACCAGCCUGAAGAAAAGAAACAGAAGCUGGAUUCUGAGUGAUUUUCAACUCCUACCUUCUAAGUGUGAUGCUCUUCUGCUGAGUCAAAUCAAUUUUGUUCUGUCUGCCUUGGCUUAUAUGCUUUAGGCUCAAUGCAUAUUCGGGUCUAACCUCACUGAAUGAACGAUCACAGCAGGUUCUCAGAUUUUCUACGCUCAGAGUAGUCUAAUCCUAGCUUUCUGUGAACCAAAGGCCGGAUCAUUGUUGUCAAAAGUGGGAGCUUUCUGACCUCAGAGCGAUGGUUCUCACUGUUAUUUUAAUUUUUCUUAUGUUUGAAAUCCAUAAUGUGAAUUUUCACCAUUUGGCAUAUUUGACGUGUUAUUUAUUUGGAAAAAUUUCCUCUAUAGCUUGUUAUUUA
Molecule: messenger RNA, 1451 nt
Organism: Nicotiana tabacum (common tobacco)
Lineage: Eukaryota; Viridiplantae; Streptophyta; Magnoliopsida; Solanales; Solanaceae
Product: ribosome production factor 2 homolog
Biological process (GO): maturation of LSU-rRNA from tricistronic rRNA transcript (SSU-rRNA, 5.8S rRNA, LSU-rRNA); ribosomal large subunit assembly
Cellular component (GO): nucleolus
Molecular function (GO): rRNA binding
Source: RefSeq, a predicted model, not a curated record